CCCGAGUCCGGGGCUGAGAGUUGGCAGCGCGGACGGGGAGGAGCGGAGCGGAGCGGAGCCCGCCCGAGCGGGGAGCACAAUGGCUGACAACACAAGUAAACUCACCAAGCAUGUGAACAAAACACCUCCAAGGUCUCCUGCAGAUUCCGCAAAAGAAAAAGCAGCCAAAAGGUUAUCCUGCGACUCAAACAGCUCCCACGACGGGGCCAGUGGGCCAGAGUUGAGCGCUCUUGAAGAGGCUUUCAGAAAAUUUGCUAUCCACGGGGAUACGAGAGCCACAGGGAAAGAGAUGCAUGGGAAAAACUGGUCCAAGUUGUGUAAGGAUUGCCACGUGAUCGAUAGCAAGAACGUGACUCUCACCGAUGUUGACAUCGUCUUCAGCAAGAUCAAGGGGAAAUCCAGGACAAUUACUUUUGAGCAGUUCAAGGAGGCACUUCAGGAGCUCUCGAAGAAGCGUUUCAAAGACAAGAGCAACGAGGAAGCGGUGCAAGAAAUGCACAAGCUCAUUGAAGGGAAGGCGCCCGUCAUAGCUGGAGUCACGAAAGCCAUUUCAUCUCCAACUGUCUCACGGCUUACAGACACAACACGUUUCACUGGUUCCCAUAAAGAGAGAUUUGAUCCAACUGGGAAAGGGAAAGGCAAAGCAGGACGUGAAGAUCUGGUGGAUACGUCUGGCUAUGUAUCUGGGUAUAAGCAUGCUGGCACAUAUGAUCAGAAAGUGCAAGGAAGCAAGUAAGCCUGAAGGUUCACCUGUGAGGGGUGAGCAAGACAAGCCUCACCUGUUGCUGUAAAUGCCAAAAAGACUAUGUUGGAAAGCUGUGUUGUAGGAUCCACUUUUGACAUCGACUGAGACUCUUGCAGUGAAGAACCACUUCAUUACAUUCCUCAUGCUUUAUGGCAGUGAAAAGGAAGCAGCGAAGCAUUCUGAGCAAGAAACCGCACCCAAGGGCUCUCUCACCACACCUCGUCUGUACUGGUAGCAGAUCGCAAACAUUCCUAUAUGCCUAAUU
Messenger RNA from Lacerta agilis (Sand lizard), 1010 nucleotides. RefSeq names its product tubulin polymerization promoting protein (gene TPPP). Gene Ontology annotation, biological process: microtubule bundle formation; microtubule polymerization; positive regulation of protein polymerization. Gene Ontology annotation, cellular component: microtubule. Lineage: Eukaryota; Metazoa; Chordata; Lepidosauria; Squamata; Lacertidae. Bases 80 to 736 code for a protein of 218 amino acids. The transcript is spliced from 4 exons. The record is from RefSeq and is a predicted model, not a curated record. Gene Ontology annotation, molecular function: tubulin binding.